Colletotrichum fioriniae is the source of this 804-nucleotide messenger RNA. NCBI's taxonomy places the organism in Eukaryota, Fungi, Ascomycota, Sordariomycetes, Glomerellales, Glomerellaceae. The record is from RefSeq and is a predicted model, not a curated record.
AUGUUUCCACACGAUCUGUGUGCCAGAGCAGGCGUCAGCCUGAUCAAGGUCAACCCCGAGUCCAUCGAGAGCCAGUUUGACGAGCAGUCUGCCCCUCUGCUCAUCGAAGCAAUGUCCAGAGUACACGCCGCAGCUCUGGAGGACGGUAUUGUCCCCAAGGCCCUACUCCUCUGCAACCCGAGCAACCCCUGCGGCCGGACCUACCCACGCACUACCCUUGUCGAGAUUGCGAGAUUCUGCGGGCAAAAGAAGAUGCACUUAUUAUCCGACGAGAUCUACGCCAUGUCGACCUUUACCGCAACGACAGACACAGACGGACAGGCUCUUCCCCCAUUCACCUCCGUGCUGAGCAUACAGGAUGAUCCACCGCGCGGUGUGCUCGCCGAGAAUAUCCACUGCAUGUACGGCGCAAGCAAAGACUUUGGCUGCGGUGGUCUGCGGCUCGGGUUUCUCGUGACACGGAACGAGCUACUUUGGCGUUCUCUGAGGCGGUUAGUGCUUUUCACAUGGGUCUCGAGCUUCUCGACUGCGUUCUUCACACACUUCUUGGUUGACGAGCAAGCCGUCGGGAGAUACCUGAAGACGUACCGGGAGCGACUCGAGGCGCAGUAUAGGGUGACUACGCAGCUCUUGAAGGAGAACGGGAUUCCUUUCGUCCCGGCCAACAGUGGGGUGUUCAUCUUCAUCAAGUUGGCGGCUUGGUUGGAUCACGGGGAGGACUCGGCUGGACUCGGCGGGAGCCGCGAGGUGAGACUCUGUCGAUAUCUCUUGCAUGAGGCAGGCGUCUUUCUCAGUCCUGGAGAG